This is a messenger RNA of Folsomia candida, 4025 nucleotides long. RefSeq names its product cyclin-dependent kinase 5 activator 1 (gene Cdk5alpha). Lineage: Eukaryota; Metazoa; Arthropoda; Collembola; Entomobryomorpha; Isotomidae. The transcript has 7 exons. The record is from RefSeq and is a predicted model, not a curated record. Gene Ontology annotation, biological process: activation of protein kinase activity; positive regulation of cyclin-dependent protein serine/threonine kinase activity. Bases 1356 to 2621 code for a protein of 421 amino acids. Gene Ontology annotation, molecular function: cyclin-dependent protein serine/threonine kinase activator activity; protein kinase binding. Gene Ontology annotation, cellular component: protein kinase 5 complex; cytoplasm.
UCUCCCUCCGACGGUCGCCAACACGGGGCAGGAGCACUUUCUUUGCUUUCCUUGGAGCUUUCUAAUAGGAGCUGUUGGCUGGAUAAGUUGGUUCGCAGUGUUGUCAACCACCACCAAACCGACCUCCACCUUCUCUCAACAUUGAUGCGUACCUAUGCAGAUACUCGGGAUUUCACCUCCAUCCCCUCCAUUUAUAGAACUUUCUCUCUCCCGACCAACCAGUUUGCCAUGUUGGUAGUGUCAAUCUAUUCUUUCUUCUGAGCAAAUAUAACUUUCUCCCCGCUGAUAAAGACAUGGAAUGAAUAAUUUUUUUUGUGUCCUUCAAUUUCAUCGUAAGAACGGGUUUGGUAGCAGAGACAUUGUCCAGCUCAACUCUACGUGCACAUUUCUUGACGAACUUUCUCCUAGUCAUCCUUGAGCACAUUUGCUAUCCGUGGACAUUUAAUUUUCGCCGUCCGUGUGAGUGAAAGUGACGCUGAUGAACAUUACAGUUAGGCUGCAUUCGCUCCAUCAACUCCCACACAACUUUGUUGUUGCCAGUGUUCAAAGUAAUUUUGAAUUGUCAAUUUUAGUCAAAACUCGGCAUCAAGCUGAAUUCUUCCUACCCGUCAAACUUGACCUGUGACCACCUGUGUCUGUUGCUUCGCCUUUCUUCACUUCUUAAUAAUACGAAUUGCUAUCAUCGGUCUUCUGGAGGACCAGUCUUGCACUCGUACCCACAGCUUUGUCAGCUUCAACGACCACAUUCCGCAUCUACUUAUCAAAUAGAACGUGCUAACUUCUACCCGUCUUAUUCCAACUCUCCAAUAUAUUGUCACCCUAACUUUCCUAUCGUAUUUCCCAGAGAAAAUCCACCAAAUUGCCGUCGUUUCAGCCAUAAUUUCUCUAAAUCAGAGGAACAGCUUCCAUCCUACUUUCCAUCAUCAUCUUCAUCGCUUUCACUCUUGCAUCAAGUACAAGUAGCGUCCGUUUCCUCUAAUUCUAAUAAGUACAAGAAACAACCUUAUCUCCAAAACUUAUCUGCGCAACAGUGGAGGAGAGGCGUAGAAUCAAAUUGCCACCCAAAUGGUGAAUGUUUAGUCCGUGAUAAUCAUCCUCAUAACACCUCAUCGUCGCAACAAUCAUUUUUUGACAAUUUUUCGGGCAGUAAUAACUACCUCGCAAAUAAUAAAUCACCAAAAUUGAGAGGACUUAUUCUCAGAAAAGAAUCCGGCCCCAUUUAUGCAAAGUGUCGACAGACUGCUGACGACUACUGGUCUGAAGACGAGACAGAAUUUGAGUUCCCAGAAGAAUCCCUCACUUUAAUUGCUGAAGAAGAACAGCCCGUUAACCCAAAUUCGUCGCAACCGCCGCCAAUGGGGACUGUUUUAAGUUUUUCCCCACGGGGAUCCACAGCCUCCGAGCCCAGCAUGACCCUUUCUAACCACCCCCCACCCGACAUAAUUCUGACUCAGACCCAACUUCACCAACACCUAAAUAACCACCACCACUCGGCAAUUACUCAACCCUUCAAAAAACAUUCCUUGUUUCUAAAUGCACUUUCAUGGAAGAAAGUGACCAACAAGAAAUCUGGGAGUCAGCCGACCGAGUCGCAAAUGAAAUUAGCUCAGCAAUUACAGCAUAAUGCCAACCAGAAUCAAACAACAAUUCUUCACAAUAAUAUAAAUAAUAGCGCGAAUAAUAUUGUCCAGAACAACGUCAGCCACAACAAUAACCACCACCACCACCAUCACGGUCCCCACCCAAACAACAAUCAUAAUCAUGUCCAUCACCACGUCCACGGGAGGAUGCCACUGGAUACCAUUCAACCCUUCAUGAAUAACCAGCAUAACAUAAAUAUCAAUAACAAUCUUAACCAUGGAACAAGCGUUAAAAAUAUCAACAGCACAAACAAACUUCCUCCCGUACUUUCCCAUCGUGGUCUGGAUCUGGUUCGAUGCCCACCUCAGACGCAAACCUCAAAAAUCGACACCAAACUCGCCCCGAAAGCAAUUUUGACAUCUGGCCCGUUUGUAGGAAGACGGACGGUGAUUCAGGCGUCUACAUCCGAAUUAUUGAAAUGUCUCGGUGUAUUUCUCCGUCGUAAAUGCAAGAAACUGAAAGAUUUCCAACCCUCAGACGCCAUCCUUUGGCUCCGAACGGUGGACCGAAGCCUACUACUCCAAGGUUGGCAGGAUAUCGGUUUCACUAAUCCGGCAAAUAUCGUGUUCGUCUACCUCCUGAUCCGCGAAGGCGUGUGGUUAAGACCCAGCAGCAGCAGCAGCAUCAAGUCCAACGGUCAAAAUGGAACUGGGUCGAACGAGGAGUACACCCCACUCAACAACAACUACGACGUUUCCCCCAACGAGAAGAGGAAGUCGACCUUUUUCGACGCCAUUGAAAGUGAGAGAGAGCUGCACUCCUACGUCCUCACCUGUCUCUACCUCUCAUAUUCCUACAUGGGCAAUGAAAUCUCAUACCCUCUGAAACCCUUCCUCGUCGACGACAACAGGGAACGGUUUUGGGACAGAUGUCUCCUCAUUGUCAAUCACAUGUCCAGGGAUAUGCUCCGGAUCAACUCGGAACCCAGCUUUUUCACUGAAAUUUUCUCAGAACUUAAGGCAGUGGGCGUGACGGUGUAAUAACCGAUUGAGAUGUAUAAGUAUAACGUUUUAAAAUUAGUUUAGUACUUAAGACUAAGAUUAGGACAGAGUCUACCUGUCAGUUCCUUGAAAUAUUGUCCUUCCUAAAUUAGACAGGGAUAUGUAAGGUUAUGUACUGUAUACAAGAGCGGCCCUUUCGUGGUCAUUCUACGAUAAGCAUUCCAGCCAAUGAACCACUGUGUGGACAUUUAUGGGAUUUACUAGGAGGAGACAUGUUAACAAGACUUUCAAUAUUUUUAUGGUCUCUAUUUAAAAUCUCCAUGUACAUUUAGAUAAGUAGGCGGGAUGCGUGUAUGCGCAUGAGCAACAAUCACCGCAUUACUCAGUACAUUUCCGUGAUUUUAAUUAUUAAUUUAAAUAUUUCUCAUUACGAGUUACAUUCCAAUUAUGUUAUAAAUUACCAUUACGGAUCUGGAGAUACGCUACAAACGAUAUUAAAACUGUUGCAAUGCAGUCCGUUAGCGAGUACUAAAGUUAACAGAGCGUAGAGUGGGAGUACAUUGUAAGGGUUUGAAAAUAAGAUGUAAGGUGCUCUUUGCUGGCAAUCUGCUCAUCCCACUGAUGAUGGCUGGGCAUUGACAGCCAGGGAAUUAUGUAAAUGAGGUUCUUUCUGGAGUUUAAUUUUGAUUGGUCGUUUCGCCGAGCAGAUAUUUUGAGGCGUUUUGGUGACGAAAGUACGGAUUCAUUCACAUAUUUAAAUAGCAUGAUGAUGAUAGAUUUAGAUAUGUCGUUCCUUUGAUGGUAUUGAUUGAUACGUGUAAUGUUUACCUGUUAAUUAUUAAUGUUUGUAUUUCAGUUUUUAGAAAUUUGUACUGUUGUAAGUAAUAGAAACCCAUCAUCACUUUAUAGAUUUUGUAUGAUACACUGCCCAGUUAUGGAUAGAUACAUAGAUGUGAUGUGUAUGUAUGCUCUACAACAACCGACCCUCAAAUUAGUUUUUCCUACUACUUAUUAUCUCGUUGACCAAUCAGCACUACUUGCAAUUUUAAUCAAGUAGGUGAAUCAGCUUUAAAAAGUAACGAAAUCGGAACUCAACAAGUUAAACAAUAACCUAAACCAAAAGGAACGAAUGAUAUUUGAAAUCUUACUCAUCGUCAUUACUGUUAUUACCAGAAACAAAUAAAUAGUCUUAUGUAUUCAAUUUGUGUUGUCAACAUCAUAGGUCAUACAUGAAUAGUCCCCUCUAAACUUAAUCUGAAAUUCGCAUAUCCUAUCAUUUUCAAAUUAUUCGUACCCAUUAAUAAAUUAACAUAGUAGAGUACUGAAUAUUACUGUAAACGAUGUGCUAGUAUUUUAUGUACGAUGAUGAUGAUGAUUCGCCAUACAUGUUUCAACCAAAUUUAACCAAUCGAAAUAAAUAUUGUUUUGAGCGUCUUUCGGAAA